GCGGCGAGCCCUGCGCGGGCAGGUGCGGCGGCGGGCGAGGCCGCUGCCCUGCGACGGGUCGGCGCACGGAGGCUUCUUCAAUGGAAGUAUGCUACCAGCUGCCGGUGCUGCCGCUGGACAGGCCGGUGCCUCAGCACGUCCUCAGCCGCAGAGGGGCCAUCAGUUUCAGCUCCAGCUCCGCGCUCUUCGGCUGCCCCAACCCCCGGCAGCUCUCGCAGAGACGUGGAGCAAUUUCGUAUGACAGCUCUGAUCAGACUGCGUUGUACAUUCGUAUGCUAGGAGAUGUGCGAGUAAGAAGUCGGGCAGGAUUUGAAACAGAGAGAAGAGGUUCUCAUCCAUACAUUGAUUUCCGUAUUUUUCACUCAAAUUCUGAAAUCGAGGUGUCUGUGUCUGCGAGAAAUGUGAGAAGGUUGCUUAGUUUCCAGCGAUACCUGAGAUCUUCCCGUUUUUUCCGUGGUAUCACUGUUCCAAAUUCUUCAAACAUUUUAGAUGAUGAUUAUAAUGGACAAGCAAAGUGUAUGCUGGAGAAGGUUGGAAAUUGGAAUUUUGAUAUUUUUCUUUUUGAUAGACUGACAAAUGGAAACAGUCUAGUCAGCUUAACCUUUCAUCUGUUUAAUCUUCAUGGACUAAUUGAACACUUCCAGUUAGAUACGAUGAAACUUCGUAGAUUUUUGGUUAUGGUUCAAGAAGAUUAUCACAGUCAAAACCCUUAUCAUAAUGCAGUCCAUGCUGCUGAUGUGACUCAGGCCAUGCACUGUUACUUAAAAGAGCCCAAGCUUUCCAAAUCUUUAACUCCAUGGGAUGUUCUGCUCAGUUUAAUAGCAGCUGCCACACAUGAUUUGGAUCACCCAGGUGUUAACCAACCUUUCCUAAUUAAAACAAACCAUUACUUAGCAACUUUAUAUAAGAAUACCUCAGUAUUAGAGAACCAUCACUGGAGAUCAGCAGUGGGGUUGCUGAGAGAGUCUGGUUUAUUUGCACAUAUGUCAUUAGAAAACAGGCAGCUGAUGGAAAGCCAGAUAGGUGAUCUCAUUCUUGCCACAGACAUCAGUCAGCAAAAUGAGUAUCUGUCCAUGUUUCGAUCCCAUUUGGAUAGAGGAGACCUAUGUUUAGAGAAUGCGAACCAUCGUCACUUCAUUUUACAGAUGGCUUUGAAGUGUGCUGAUAUUUGUAAUCCAUGUCGGACGUGGGAGCUGAGUAAGCAGUGGAGUGAAAAAGUAACAGAGGAGUUCUUCCAUCAAGGAGAUAUUGAAAAAAAGUAUCACUUGGGUGUGAGUCCACUUUGUGACCGACAGACAGAAACUAUUGCCAACAUCCAGAUUGGGUUUAUGACCUACUUAGUGGAACCACUGUUUGGGGAGUGGGCCCGGUUUUCAAACACCAGGCUGUCGCAGACGAUGCUUGGCCACCUGGGACUGAACAAGGCUAGCUGGAAGGGAGUGCAGAGGGAACAGUCUGGCAGUGGUGACGAUGUUGACCCCGCUUUUGAGGAAAUGGACUCAGACAUAUUACCUCAGGAACCUCGAUUGUCCUGACCUCAAUCUUCAUGACAAAACUGCCUCUUCUCUUGGUAUCUGCACAGUUGGAUUAAAGGAGAUACUUGCCAGCCCAAGGUUUUAGUAAAAUGGUAAAAUGAUGCCAGCAUUAUUUAUUUCCAAGUUUUCCUUUGACACAGACCAUUUGAACCAGAAUUUUUUUAAACUGCAAGAUCUGAACAUAGAGCAAUAUGCAUACGCCUCAGUUGGUUUUCGUUCGGAACCUUGAAUAUGCAAAGCACAGCAGUGACUGAGCCUUGGAGGAACAGUACGAAAGCUUCAUUGUGCCACACGGCUUUGUCUUUUUGGUGAAAUUUGGAAUACGGUCUUCAAAUCUAAGACUUGAGACGGAUUGUUCCACUUCCUUGGAAUUUAGCAAGACUUGCAUAAAUGUGUUCAAAGCAUACCUUCCACUCAGUCCCUGUUUUAAUACGGAAAUGUGAAGUGCCCAUCCUCUGCUGCCUCUGGCAAGACUUGAUGUUUACAAAUGUACUCUGAAACUAUUGGUUCUAGACUUAACCUUUGCGCAUGGCUGUGAAGGAACCACUAACUUGGUUUUUUUGCUUUUUUUAAAAGAAAAAGAUCAAAUCAGAGACUGCAGCUCUUGUUUCUUUGGAUGCCAGAAAAGCCUCCCAUUUGCCAUAAUUUUGUUUGUGCACUGGGAACUGAGCAUUCAUCAUAGAGCACAGCCAAGCUUUACUCCAGUGCUAUAUGGGAAUGCAAUUUUUUUUAACGGCGGAAAACACUUCUGAAUUUGGG
Molecule: messenger RNA, 2294 nt
Organism: Gymnogyps californianus (California condor)
Lineage: Eukaryota; Metazoa; Chordata; Aves; Accipitriformes; Cathartidae
Gene: PDE7A
Product: phosphodiesterase 7A
Exons: 13
Coding region: 81-1535 (484 amino acids)
Molecular function (GO): 3',5'-cyclic-AMP phosphodiesterase activity
Source: RefSeq, a predicted model, not a curated record